Geodia barretti is the source of this 465-nucleotide messenger RNA. The record is from the annotation of a GenBank genome assembly. Lineage: Eukaryota; Metazoa; Porifera; Demospongiae; Tetractinellida; Geodiidae.
AUGGAGCAAAUCAUUGAUGAGACGUCACCAAGCGUACUCGUCCAACAUAGUCCGGUCUACCUCCGGGGCGAUUCCCCCACUAUUCCGGUCCCCGUCAAAACAGAGGCAGAUCAACUUCAUGAACUAACGGUCAAAGGACUGACCUACCGCUACGAAGGGUCGGAGAAUGGGAUUAACGAAAUCGAUCUACAAAUACCCCUUGGGUCAUUCAUCGUCAUCACCGGGCGAAUUGGGUCUGGCAAAUCAACCCUGCUGCGAACCCUCCUAGGGGUACUGCCAAAGGAAUCCGGAGAGAUUUACUGGAAUGGUGAGGUGGUGAACGAUCCCAAAUCGUUCUUCGUCCCGCCCCGUUGCGCCUAUACCCCACAAGUCCCACGACUUUUCAGUGAACCGCUCAAGGACAAUAUCCUCAUGGGAUUAUCAGAUGACCCGGAGCACUUAAUCGAGCGAUUCGAUUGGGUGUGA